Molecule: messenger RNA, 1848 nt
Organism: Sycon ciliatum
Lineage: Eukaryota; Metazoa; Porifera; Calcarea; Leucosolenida; Sycettidae
Product: nucleic acid dioxygenase ALKBH1-like
Exons: 7
Coding region: 164-1402 (412 amino acids)
Biological process (GO): oxidative RNA demethylation
Cellular component (GO): nucleus; cytoplasm
Molecular function (GO): ferrous iron binding; oxidative RNA demethylase activity; broad specificity oxidative DNA demethylase activity
Source: RefSeq, a predicted model, not a curated record
UUUCUAGUUCAGUUGGCAAGUCGAAAACAUGAUUCUCUUGUGAGUCUUGUAGUUUGUUGCAUGGUGUACAGGUACUGUUUGUCUACACUGUAGAGCACCAUUGGUCUAGGGAACCUAGUGCAGGUGAAAUGUAGUCUGGGCGCUCGUUGGAUGUGGAGAUGCAAUGGCGGAAGGAGGCGAGAGUGCAUGCUCUAGCGAUCUUUUCAAAGAGGAAUUCAAGAGAUAUAAGCGACGAAAACCCGCUCCAAACUUCAGUGAUGUGAUUGAUUUCACCAAGUCCUCAUCCUUGAUCAAAGAACAUUCUCUUGACCAAGAUUCAUGCAGCGAUGAUGUCACUCGCCAACUUUGCAGCAACUGUGGGCUACGAUCUGUCGAGUCUUGGAAGAUAUUUCAAGUACCAUCGCAUCCCGGGUUCUACUACAUUGUAGAUCCGUUCAAGGACGGAUUUCAUCGCCACUGGGUCAAGCAGUGCCUCAGCGAAUACCCUCACUUGCCCAAUGUGUCCAACCUGGAUGCUCAUUUGCCCGGUAGACCAUCUGAUCUGUGGCAAGAUGCCCUACACCAAAGACAGUCGGAUCAUGCAGGGUGGCUGUCGAGCAAUUCUUUGAUUCAACGCCUGCGCUGGGUUACCCUGGGAUAUCACUAUGAUUGGACAAACAAGGUUUACUACAAGGAGAAGGUGUCGCCGGUCGCUGCGGACGUGGACGAGUUGUGUGGCGUGAUGGCGCGAGUGCUGAAGUUCGAUGAGUUCAAGGCCGAAGCUGGAAUUGUCAACUUCUAUCAUCUUGACUCGACGCUCAGUGGACACACGGAUCACUCUGAAUUUGAUCUUACUGCUCCUCUAUUUUCCAUCAGUUUCGGGCAGGACGCGAUAUUUCUGCUGGGCGGUCACGAGCGCAGUGCUCGGCCAGUGGCGAUGAUGGUGCGAAGCGGUGAUGCAAUGGUGAUGUCGGGUGAGGCGCGCAUGGCCUAUCAUGCCGUGCCGAGAGUCUUUCCAACCACUGUAAAGCCACUGGAGGUCGAUAGUAUAGUGUCGGAUGAUGAGUGGACGCCUUACGGCGAGUACAUGCACGCGUCACGUGUCAACCUGAACAUCAGGCAAGUACUGCGGCCCGGCGAGGGCUUCCCCGACGUUCCGUACCCGACUGCAUGCACUGCAGCGGCCGCGUGUUCAACGGGAGAGACUCACGGUCGUGUGCCUGACCAGUGUGCUAGCUCAGGCACUGCUCAGGCCACUGCUUCUGCUGCUACUGAUGUGACCGGCUCUCUCCCUCCGAGUAAUGGGCUCAACAGUAGUCACAUUGCACAUGAACAAGGACUACCACAGUCCCCUAAUGAAAGAACUACUCAUGGCCGUGAGGCGGCCGAACCUAGCUGUAAACGCCGAUUAGUUGAUCUGUAAUUUUUUUAUAUAUUGCAAAUGGCGGCAGCCCACCGUGUGCAAUCCAGGCUGUGCGCGUGCAGUUGGCUCUCGCUUCUGCUCCCUGGUCUGCUUUUCUUUUUAUCCAGUGUAGCGGGCUACACUUUAGGAUAGUAUCUGUGUGUGGCUGCGUGUGUGUGUGUGUGUGUGUGUGUGUGUGUGUGUGUGUGUGUGUGUGUGUGUGUGUGUGUGUGUGUGUGUGUGUGUGUGUGUGUGUGUGUGUGUGUGUGUGUGUGUGUGUAUGUUGCCACUGGCUUGAUUUAGAUGAAAUUAGAGAGGCGUGUUACUGUGCCCUUUCCUUCUAUUCUCUCUCUUUUUUUUCUUACGGAGCAUAUGACUGACAAAAUGAUUUUUAUCACCCUCUUUCCUAUGAUUGAACUUUAAUUUUGCAGAAACAUAGUCAUUUGAGAGGGUGGCUGCGUAAUCGA